Acanthopagrus latus (yellowfin seabream) is the source of this 3700-nucleotide messenger RNA. It is a transcript of the gene fmodb, whose product is annotated as fibromodulin b. Bases 1055 to 2290 code for a protein of 411 amino acids. The record is from RefSeq and is a predicted model, not a curated record. Lineage: Eukaryota; Metazoa; Chordata; Actinopteri; Spariformes; Sparidae. The transcript is spliced from 3 exons. Gene Ontology annotation, molecular function: protein binding.
CUAGUUAUCUAUUAAAUCAACCCGUUAUCACAAGAAAACAUACAGAUGUUCACUACCAUUACUUGUAGCCUCAUGUUCAUCAGGUCAGAACUGCCAUGCCAGCGUGCAUGGUGUCUUGACAAUUGUUUUUUUUUUUUUUUUUAAUACCUUAAAAAACCAAAUAAAGAAACUGUCUUUGAUUUCAUGACUGAAUAAACUGAAAUAAGGACAAGGUCAUGAGACAACACAAUUUCAUGCUGUUUAACUUUGUUUAUAUUUGGUGGACCCAAAUAGUUUCAGUGUUCCGGGACCUUAUUUUCCUCUUGAGAACAGCUUGUAAAUAUUGAAAUUCUCAAGAACUACUUGCAUGAGUGACUUUCACUUUUACCAAAAUAGUAUUUUAACACAAUAUAUAUUUACUUUUACUCCUUUAUGACUUUUGAGUACUUUACAACUGUAUACUGUAUACGUUUAUGACAUAUGACAUUUUGCGGGGCCUUUUUAUGGGCCCAAAGUGACGGUUGACCUUUUCCUGAUGGUGUGGAUACUUCUGACUGAUGACUGGCCCAUUCUGAAGACAAUCUGCAGGAUGAUUACGGUGGUCUUCUGUCUGCAGGCGCCGGCUUGAAAACAUGUGUUGACUUUCUCCAAACACUGUGAACACUGUAAUUGGCAAAGGUAGCAAGGCAGGCAGGCUGGAACAGACAAAGGAAAAAAUGUGUGAGGAUGACGAGUGUAGGCAAAUAGCAGGGUUUGUAAUACCCUGUACUUGUUGAAACAGUGUGUAAAGGACAAAAGAAUGCAGCGGCGGAACAAAUUUGCAUUUUAAACUGUAACCACUUAAACCGUGAUUGUUGUAUCUGAGAAGAAACACAUCCGCAAUUACAGCGUCUUGUCUGACUCGUCUCUAUACGCUUACCCCUACACAUUCUCCAUAACCUCACCUCAAAGGUAAUAAAUUGCCAUGCCAGCCUUUCGGGGGCUGUGCUAAUGAUAAGCCGUGACACAGUAAAGAAAAACAAGGUUGUUAAAAAGCAGAUGUUUGCACCGGCACACAGAUGGGAUUGAUAUUGACAUGGCCGGAGGUGAUACUGUACGGUUACUACAGGCAUGUGGAAAAAUGUAUGUAUGUGCUCCUAAUGAGACUGGGUGGUGCGUAGGGAGAGGGGAUAUUCACUCAAUACCAACAACAUGUCUCAUUCAGUCUGAGAAACACACAGGCGGCGUGAACAAGGGAGGAGGCAUCAUCUCUUAUCAACCUCCUGUGAUCAUGCAGACAGUGGCAUUACUCCUCAUAAUGGGACUGAUGGAUCUGAGCACUGGCCAGCAUUAUAGUCAGCUCCAGUGGCUGUCCCAUCUGCGAGGGCGGCGACGGCAUGCCAGCUUGCAGUCCGACGAAGCGGACUGCCCCCUGGAGUGUGACUGCCCUUCGACCUACCCCACGGCUAUGUACUGCCACAGCCGCAAUCUCCAGCACGUCCCAUAUGUCCCUUCACAUAUCAAGUACGUCUACCUGCAGCGUAACCAAAUCACAGGCAUUCAGGAUGGGGUGUUCGACAACGCUACGAGCCUAGUCUGGGUUGUGCUGUUUCACAACCAGCUCAACUCAGACAAAAUUGGCAAGAAUGUGUUCAGCAAGCUCAGGAACCUGGACCGGCUCUUCCUGGAGCACAACGAGCUCACACGUGUGCCUGCCAACUUGCCGAAGUCUAUCACAGACCUGCGACUUGGUCACAAUAAGAUCUCGAAAAUCCAGUCCAGCUCAUUCGAGGGGAUGGCCGACCUCAACACCCUUCAGCUCCACGCAAAUGUCAUCGAGGAUGUUGGAGGUGUGUUCAAGGGACUGAAAUCUCUCCACAUGCUGGAUAUGAGGAAAAACAGGCUGAGGAAGAUCCCUGACAGCCUUCCCGAGAGGCUCCAGCAGCUCUACUUGGAGUUUAAUAACAUAGAGAGCGUGCCGACGGGCUUUCUCACCAUGUAUCCCAAACUGCAGUUUGUCCGGUUGGCUCACAACAAGCUGACUGAUAAAGGACUUCCCUCCAAUGUCUUCAACAUCAGCACGCUGGUCGAGCUCGACCUGUCUUUCAAUAAACUGGAGAAAAUCCCUGUUGUCAGUGGGAACCUGGAGAACCUUUAUUUACAAGCCAAUAAGAUCAAAGAGUUCUCCCUGAGCAGUUUCUGCAGCUCAGUCGACAUGACAAACUUCUCCAAGCUGAGAAUGCUGCGUUUGGAUGCCAAUGAGAUCAGUGCCAAAGACAUUCCUGCUGAGGCGGCCUACUGUUUGCGGCACGUUGCCUUUAUUGAUGUGUAGCGCUUCCUGGUCUCUGUAACUGAUAUGCCUUAAGUCAUCCAGGGUUUUUGGUUUUUUUUAAUUUAUUUUUUUUAUUGCCCCAUCUCCAGUCUUGUUGUCAAUUGAUUUACCAUGUAUUGUUCACAGCAGACGCGAUCAAAACAUUUUUCGAGAUGAUACACAUUGUGACACUGUUAUGAAAGCUGUUAUUAGUAGUAUUCCAAAUGAUUGAACAGUUCCAGUAUGAGUCAGCCGGACUUUUCCACAGUCGUAAAAUCACUUAGCCAGAUGACAAGCAUAUGGAUCACAGAGAGCGGUGAGAAAAAGACCAGAUGACUGACAUCUCUUCAAAAAACUAUUCAGUUUAUCAGCUCCAGUAUUCUGGCAAAAAUAUUUUAAAAAAUGGAACACGCAGCUCAAACUCUGUCUGUUGAAAGAUUAAAUUUGGACCUCCAGAUGUUCCUAGUGACUUUAAAAGAUUAUAGGUAAGGCUUUGGUAAAAAAAUGCUCUUUAAAUACAUAGGAUUGCUGAUUACUAAAUAUUUUUCAUAAUAGCAGCAUAUAGCAGGCAGAGAGACACCUUGUACAGGACGUUACUGGGGCUCUUUUUGCAUCAUUAUUAUACAACAGGUGUUUGCUUUUGGCCCGUCCCCAACCAUCAUGUUUUUGGUUUUGGCCCUGUAGGGGGAAAAGGUUUUGGUGGUCUCUACCUUGAAGCAAAAUAGCUGUAGGUGAUGACAGCAAAUUCUUCUUUUGCCACGUCUGAAGAGUAACCUGUGUACAGCUGCUAAUCAUCAACGAGGGGGCUCGGUUUGGAUCUUUGCCUCCACCAUGUGGCACCGGAUGAUAAAACAGCGAGUGGAGCAGCAAUUAAUAGCUGUCAUCAGUGAAGUGCCAACAUUAACAUCAGUGAUUUACAUUCAGUAAUACGUUUAUUCUUGAUUGUGCAGCAUCUAUAUCUAUAGAAUACUUGUGUUUAAAGAGUUUUCAAUCUACAUUUUAAGAUUUUAAAGUUAGAUGAUCAAGUGUCGAGUUUGUGAAUUCCUAUUUGAAUUAUGCAUCGAUAAUCCUUAGAAGUUUCGAGACCACUGCGUUUAAUCACUGUUAGCUUUAUUUUGUUAACUCUAUCUACAUUUCUGUAACCUAAGGGCACCCACUGUUUGGGGCAUUGUUUCUGAGCCAAUUUGUAUUUUACUGUAUAUCAUAGAUGAAUGUGUACUCGACAGAUGGGUGACGUCACUGAGCAGAUUUCAGGAUUUCCAACGGUCUCUCUCAGCUAUGAAUUGCUCAUUGUCACACCAAAUAAAUCUGCUUUGUACCUUUAAUUACCUUUAACGUUUCCAAAGUUGUUUGUUUGCAAAAGGUUGACACCAAUAUUUAUUCCAGCAACAACAUGUUCUUUCACCCUUAAUUCGAAGUUGUAAAAAUGGC